CUCAGUAGAAACUGUGCCUGAUUUGUGGCCGAUGUUGGAGAUGUAACCUAGAGGAGGGGGGAGAAAAAGGAGAAGGAGGCAAAAACACUACGAGGAGGGUAGCUAUGGAGAUGGAGCGCUUUCCUGCCUGCUUUCUUUGACAGGUGUCGAGUAAGGGAGGGUAAAGAAGGAAAAAAGUCUUGAAAGCAGAGUCCAACAUGUACGCCAAAGGUAAAGGAGCUGUCGUGCCGUCCGAUAGCCAAGCGAGGGAGAAGUUAGCUUUAUACGUCUACGAGUACCUGCUACAUGUCGGCGCUCAGAAAUCAGCACAGACCUUCCUGUCUGAGAUUCGGUGGGAGAAGAACAUUACUCUAGGAGAGCCCCCAGGAUUCUUGCAUUCAUGGUGGUGUGUAUUCUGGGACCUGUACUGCGCGGCUCCGGACCGACGCGAAACCUGUGAGCAUUCCAGUGAGGCCAAGGCCUUCCAUGACUACAGCGCAGCAGCAGCCCCCAGUCCGGUUAUGGGAAACAUGCCCCCUAAUGAUGGAAUGCCUGGAGGACCCAUGCCCCCUGGCUUCUUUCAGGGCCCUCCCGGCUCGCAGCCGUCUCCCCACGCACAGCCUCCCCCACACAACCCCAGCAACCCCAUGAUGGGACCCCAUGGCCAGCCGUUCAUGUCUCCGCGGUACCCAGGUGGACCCCGGCCGUCCCUCCGUAUGCCAAACCAGCCUCCUGUUGGAGUUCCAGGGUCACAGCCACUCUUGCCAAACAGUCUGGAUCCCACUAGACCACAAGGACAUCCCAACAUGGGCGGCCCAAUGAGAAUGAAUCCGCCUCGAGGGAUGGGUGGCAUGGGCCCACAGAACUAUGGUGGGAUGAGGCCACCUCCUAACUCUCUCGGUGGGCCUGGCAUGCCAGGAAUGAACAUGGGUCCAGGAGGGCGAGGUCCUUGGCCGAAUCCCAACACUAACUCUAUAGCAUACUCCUCUUCAUCUCCGGGCAACUACGUGGGUCCUCCAGGAGGAGGUGGGCCUCCAGGUACCCCCAUCAUGCCUAGUCCAGGAGACUCCACGAACUCCAGUGAAAAUAUCUACACAAUGAUGAACCCCAUCGGUCCAGGAGGCAACCGGCCCAGCUUCCCGAUGGGUCCAGGCCCUGACGGCCCGAUGGGAGGGAUGGGCUCCAUGGAGCCUCAUCAUAUGAAUGGAUCAUUAGGUUCUGGUGACAUGGAUGGGUUGCCAAAGAACUCGCCCAACAACAUGGCAGGUAUGAACAACCCGCCGGGCACACCACGGGACGACGGAGAGAUGGGCGGAAACUUCCUCAACCCGUUCCAAAGCGAAAGUUAUUCACCCAACAUGACGAUGAGUGUGUGAUUUCUUCUUUUUUUAUUAUUUGAAUUUUUUUUUUGUUUUAUUUUAUUUUGUAUUUGUUUUGUACCCUUCCGACCCUCGUUCCUUUUGAACCCUCUCCACUCUGGCUCCCACCCCUGCCCGUGGGAUUUUGGGCCGGGACCCCUGCGCAGCCUCCUGGGACUCAGGCCAAGGCGGCCCAUUCCGGGGCGUGCAAAAUGGCCUGCAACAGGAAGCAGCCCCCGAGCCACAGGAAGAGCCUGCUGACUGACUCGCCCUGCCUGCCGGGCUUUCUCUCUGGCUCAGGACACUGAAGGGGGGCUUCAAGACCGUGUAUAUACACACACACACACACACACACACACACAUAUAUAUGUAAAAGGAUGGACUGAUGGGCAGGAACGCGUGAGCCCGCAGCGCUCGACUUAGGCUGCUCGACUCCUUUUAAAACUCACUCCAUCUCUUGUUAUCUUGUCGAUUUUGAGUUUUGUUCUUUCUUUAUCAAUGCAGUAGUUUUCACAUCAGGAUUUCUGAUCCUGUUUUUUUUUUUCACCCCCAUCCUUCAUUUCAAUGUGUACAUUUUUAAAUGCAAGAGUGAACUCAUGAAGAUGUGAUGGGCUAUGAAAGUUUUCAUUAUUUUUGUGUAUGUAUUGUAUUAUUAAUAAUUAUUGUUUUUUUGUAUUAAUAUUGCAAUGAUUAUUGAUUAGGGUAUUUUUCCUCAGAAGGGCACAUUGUAUCUCAAUAACCACGAAACCGACAGAGUAAGCACAUUCUCGAUACAUGGCGGGAAACGUCCUAUGAUUUUUGUGAUUUUAGUCUGUUUUAUUGUUUUGGGGCUGAAAGCUUUGUAUGUUUUUUUUUUUAAUUGUGUUUUGAAAUUCCAGUAUAGCUUCAGUGUCCCAUUUGAGAAAAGCGUUCCAGGGUGUAAAGCAUUUCAGUAACUUCACUCCAAGCUGUUGCAGUCAUCAGGUUCUCUAUCCAGCAGUCCAGGGUCACUGUAACUCAACAUAACCUGGCCUGGGACGUAAUUUUCACUCCUAGUCUAUUUUCAGGUUUUUUUUUGUUUUUUUUGGUUGUCGUUCUUUGGCUUAAUUGUUUUUGUUUUUUUAAACAGAGUGGAAAAAUGCUGUUGCCCCUUAGCCGAAAACCUGUUCGCUUAAAGAAAGGCAUUUUAUUGUGGUACUAUAAAUAGUGGUUAUAAUUCUUAUUAUAACUCGUCAUAUUUUAUUUAUUAUUUUACCUUUUUUUUUUUUAAUGAAUUGUUGUGCGUAUGUCUUGCAACAUGCAACGCUUCAGGACAUAUUGUAAACAUGUAAAUAUGCCAGUCUAAGAUACCUCCUACUGAUUUGUACCGUUGUACCCUCUGUAUACUCUGCCCUGUUUUUCAUCCCCGCCCUCCAGCAUGUUCCGAAAAACAAGGCGUCUCGGGGAAACAGGCGCCCGCUGAGACACAGUCACGUGGUUUUUGUUCUUUCCGAUAGAAUGGAAAGAACUUCUUUCGGAGGCUUCUUUCGGCUCAGCAGCGCGUAGCAGAGGAGGCCGCCGGUCCUCCGCCUCGCCCCGGCUUCGGCUCCUGGAACACAUUUUGUUUGAAUCCCCCUAAAAAUCUGCAGAUCUUCAGUACAUUUGCUGAUGUUCCUGCAAGGUACUGUCACAGUGUCUGUUCCCAAGUCUGUUGUACAGACGUUCUGCAAAACUGUGUGGUUGAAAUCAUGGUCGAACGCUGCUUGUAAAUACUCCCCGGCUACUGUGUUGUUACUAGCCAAACUAAUCUGACUGUGACUUUUAUAUUUUCCCUGUUGGAACACACUGCUUUGGAAGACUACCUAGAACUGCCACCCUGAACCUCCAUCCAGGUUUCUAACAGACAUUCAUGUCUCAAAACCAUCGACGUGACCGGCUCCACGAUGGGUGCUUCUCGUUGAAAACUGACUUUCUCAAUCUUCUUGUGUCUCGAGGCCCUCGACACAACACACUGUGGCUGUGAACCCACAUCAACGUACGGUCUCCUCAUCACUCAGCGUCGGUGCAGAGUUCCUCCUGUUUUAUUUUCUUUUCCCACCUGUUUGUGUUGCAUUUAAGCAAAAUGUGUUUUAGGAUUCAGUCUUGCGCUAAGGAAACUAUCCUCAGCCGAAUAAACCACCGAGGAGAGGCGUGUGAAAUGGUCAGUAAGAGGUAAUGAGUGAUGGACGGGGCCCUCAAUGCUAGGAGCCUCUCGUUUCACUCUUUCACUUCAGCGUACUCCCAAAGCCUCUUCAGCUUUCAGUCUGUCGCCCCCCCCCCUCUAAACACAACGUGUCUCUUCUGUUUCUGUUCUGUUUGGCUGUUGUAAAUACUGUAAAAUGCAUUUUGAUAUCAUUGACAUGUUUUGAUAUUUCCGUCACUACCAAUGUACACAGCGCUGGUAAAAAAAAGAUGUAAAGGAAAAAAAAACAAUUCACCUUUAUAGCUGAACAGACAGCAAACUCUCAGUCCCUGGCCAUUCCCCCACUGUACAACCAACACAAGACAAGUGGAAAAGGAGGGAACAUUUGGUGAACCCCUUUUUGUACUGACACAUUUAUUUAAAAGAUAAUAAUAAUGUAAAGAUGAAAGUUUGAUUUGUGAAAAGGUACCAGGUGGUGAGAGGCAGCUCUGUAGCAGAAAAAACACACGGUCCCUCCUCACACACUCUGGCAAACGUGUUUCAGACUUCAGUGCUCAGGAUCAGCGUUCGUCUUUUAGGAAAGACGACGUUACGUGGUUCCCCUGGAGACAGGAAAAGAAGAUGUGAGCGUUAAGGCCUUAGUAUACUUUCAGCAGAAAGAGGCUCACGAGGGUUGCGCAAAGCCGAAACCAAGCUUACAAGCUUGAAUACUUUCUGCGGUUUCGUUUUGGCUUCGUUUUUGGUCCGUUUGCACUGACCAAUCACGGGCUUUGUUCGUUUUCUCCACAGUUACGUCAUACUGUUCGCCAGAGCCAGAAACCGCAGGAGAUAUAGCGAGGCUUUUUGCUAUUUUGGGUUUUUUUGUUUGUUUUUCUCUUUGUCCAUUUUUUUUUUGGUCACUCAUGUUAAUUGAACGCUGGUCUACCUUUUAAAGCCUUGUGUCCUUUUUUGUUUUUUGUUUUUUUUUGGGCACUGUCUCCAGGGAAACCACGUCACGUUUUCAAAAACGACAAAAACAGCCCAUUACACAAACACGUUUCACAUUCUCGCGAAAACUUGCGCGUCUCCGAAACGUGAAGGGACCACAGACUUUGCUAUGAAGGAUUUCUCUUUUUUUUUAAAUCUAUUUAAACUAAAAAUGUAUAAAAAAAGGAAGAAAAUUAAGAAAAAGCGUGUCUACAACUUGUAAAAAGUAGUAAUAAAAAGGGAGGAAGCAUCGGGAGAAGCUGUUUUUCUAGGUUGCCGUUGUCCUCGCCCUUGUUCUCCGUGUAAAACUUGUCACAUCGGCCGUUUCCGUUCCACCGUCGUGCUGUAUGAUGUACCAUUAGCAGGAAUGGCAGGGAGGUGAGGAUGCGUAAAAGGGGUCGGGGGUGAGAUCAUUUUUCUCCUGCGCCGUUUCAUCGUUCUUUCCGAGAAACAAAACAACAAAAAAGCAGUAUUGAGUAUGAAGCAGUGGCCUCCUCGGUUUUGCUUUGUAUUUCAUGUUAGGCUAGUUUGGAUCCUCGUCUUAGGGACUUUUUUCGUGUCUCGUGUAGUUAACGAAGUCCUUUGUAUGUUUCUUUAUAUUGUAAAGUUUCUUUAGACUGAAAAAAGUCGUUUAUUGAAAAGAUGGGAAAACUGCAUCAAUAAUAAAUGUAUUUUUUUUUGGUUGUUUUCUUUUUUUUCAUGGAGUCGUCACUUAUUUUUGCUCGUGUCCCUUCGUUGUAGAUACAAAUUUAAGACUAAUAAAAUAACGUAACCCCUUUUA
This is a messenger RNA of Colossoma macropomum (tambaqui), 5224 nucleotides long. RefSeq lists its product as uncharacterized. Gene Ontology annotation, molecular function: single-stranded DNA binding; protein binding. Gene Ontology annotation, cellular component: nucleus. Lineage: Eukaryota; Metazoa; Chordata; Actinopteri; Characiformes; Serrasalmidae. The record is from RefSeq and is a predicted model, not a curated record. Bases 198 to 1355 code for a protein of 385 amino acids. The transcript has 18 exons. Gene Ontology annotation, biological process: positive regulation of transcription by RNA polymerase II.